CGCACGAAACACAAGCCGAUUGACUAUGUGUCUGACUUUUUAAGUCCCCGCAAAUUGUCGUUUCGGAGUAAUAAAAUCAAAGUAAUAAAGUUUAAUCAAUUUUAACGAUAGAUAGAUACAUCAUGGAGUCCUGCGGAAUGAACGUCAUCAAAUACAUCCUUUUCAUCUUUAAUAUGAUUUUCGCGAUAUCUGGCAUAGGUAUUAUUGUGGCCGGCGCGUUGGUGUUGGCAGAUGUCGGCGAAUUUAAUCACUUCGUGGAAGGCAGGAUAAUGGCACCGCCUAUAGUGCUUAUAGUUGCAGGAUCUAUCGUUUUCAUCAUAGCUUUUCUAGGAUGUUACGGAGCAAUAAAGGAGCAUUACAACAUGUUGAUUGCGUUUGCGGCCGCAUUGUUAAUAAUCUUCGUGAUCGAGCUUGCGGUGGGCAUAGCGGCGGCAGUGUUUAAAAAUGAUUUUAGCAUGGCGAUGAAGAGUACCCUGAAGGAAUCGAUGAAGAACUAUACGAUGGAAGUCGACAAGCAAGCUUGGGAUAACGUGCAGAAAAAGCUACAAUGUUGCGGCGUGGACGGUCCCAGAGAUUGGAUUCAAACCCCCACUAUUGGACAAAUCCCGCCGUCCUGUUGCGCUGAUGAUAUGCAAAAGAUAUGUCAGAUAUCUAAUGCAUAUAAUGAAGGAUGCUUCAGCAAGUUAGAAAUGCGAGUUCAGAAUGGCGCCACAGUCAUGAUCGGUGUGGGCAUCGGAAUUGCUUUUGUGGAGAUUGCCGGUAUAAUCCUUGCUGUUUGCCUCUCCAUGGCCAUAAAAAGAGAAAGCGCUAAAUGAAACGAAGUGUAUUAAUUUAAUUUCAUGCUAUAUCAGACUAAGCUGCAAAAUUCGCUGUCUCGUCAAAUUAAAAAAUACGUUAAAAUUAUGAUCGGCUUAACAGUAACAGAGCUAAAAAAUGUAUAUUUAUCCUUUUAAAACAUUUAUAUUCGAUCGUCAAGGAACGAGAGUCUCAUUAACUGAUUAUUAACUUAAUUUAUUUAAAUAUUGCGCAUUGAUUUUUCGCGAUGUUUUUUACGCUCACCUCAUAGCAGCACAAUAACGGACCUAAUUCAAGCUUCGAUAAUUAUUCGAUAUUUAUAUUCAUCAUUUAUAUUUUAUAAUUAUACCAUCCUUCUGCUUUUGUAUUACGUAAUUGAGUGGUAUCCAUUGUGGAGAUUAGAAAGAUAUUUCCACAAAAAAUAUUAUUAAUAUUAAAAAAAUAUUAAUGCUCUCUCUUUUUAAUUGUAUAUCAAAAUGAGAUAGUUUUACUUAAAAAAUAAUGUUCCUCAAAGUGUUAAUUCGUAAUUAUAGAUAGAAUAUAUCGUAACCAAUCAAGAAACAUAGAAUCAAGAAAAGAAUCAGAAAAUCGAGAAACGUAGAAUAAUUAUAAAUAUAAUUGUGGUGUGUAUAUUGUGUCGAUAUUUAUAACAUAUUAUAGCAUAUUAGUAUAAUAUAUAAUUACUAUUAUAUAUUAUUGUAUGUAUUAUUGAUUGAAUUAAUUCGUUCCUAUUAAAGGAUCGAUUUAUUUGUGUGAUUAUGAUUGUAUAAAUGUGUGCCUAGUGCAAAUGUAGCUUGUAUAAGCGUAUGUCUUUAUGUAGUAUACCUAUUCCUACAACAAAUAUGUUAUCUUCGGUACACUGACAGCUGUAAAUUGUCAUUUUCCUAUAUACAAUAGUAGCUAUAGACACUUCAAUUCAACAUAUUUAUUUUUCAGUUUGUCUAUUAUACGUAUAACGUAUUAUAUUUUCUAUAAGACAAGAUUGUAAAC
Molecule: messenger RNA, 1785 nt
Organism: Temnothorax curvispinosus
Lineage: Eukaryota; Metazoa; Arthropoda; Insecta; Hymenoptera; Formicidae
Product: CD63 antigen
Exons: 5
Coding region: 123-815 (230 amino acids)
Cellular component (GO): membrane
Source: RefSeq, a predicted model, not a curated record